Molecule: messenger RNA, 672 nt
Organism: Ixodes scapularis (black-legged tick)
Lineage: Eukaryota; Metazoa; Arthropoda; Arachnida; Ixodida; Ixodidae
Exons: 5
Coding region: 1-672 (223 amino acids)
Source: RefSeq, a predicted model, not a curated record
AUGGGCCACGGUCCAGUCUACCCGCGGUGCAUGCACAAGGACCUCGGUGAAAAACAGUGGAUUGCGCCUGGCUCAGCUGCCCACAAGAAGCUGAAGGCGAUUGCUACAGCACCCUUGUUUUUGAAGGACGUCAGGCAGCUGUCGCCUCACGCACAAACCUACGGCCUGGGGUCGUUUCACAGCGUUCUGAACAGAUUCGCACCAAAAUCAACAGCGUUUUCCUACGAAUGCAUGGCUGCACGCACUACGAUUGCCAUAAUGCAUUUCAACAAAAACAGCGCUCGGCUGCAAGCUGAGACAAGGGAGGGGCACAAGCAGUGGCAUGUGAAAGCCCCAAAAGCACGAAAAGGUGCACUAACUGUGUGCUCCCAUAAGACACCCGUGACUUUUGGAUAUGUGGAAAAACUGCAUCAACAAGUUCUGGAGCGCUGCAAGACACACCCGACUUUCAAAGUGGCACUUGCCGAGAGACCACCGAAAGUUCCCCCAUCCUUUUUCACCCAAGUAUUCAGUACUACCAUGGGAGCUUUGACCAACGAGAUGGUCAGCACCAUAUCGCAGGCAAAGUCGCGAUAUAAGCUAGAUUGGGCCUAUAUACAAAAAUGGCAAAGCCUCGCCGAUGCUGCCACAUCACUCCAUGACACUUCAAACUUCUGCAUAAGAGACAAGUGA